CUAUAUUUAAUUUGGAUUUAAUUGGGAGGUGCCACCAUUCCAAGGUUCCAGGACCCUGUGCCGCCCCUCUGUGACAUCAGCCCGGCCUGGUGGCGCCGCUGCCACCACCAGAGGUGACACCCGGGUUCUGCCACUGCCACCCGCGCUGGCACCGAUGGCUUUGCUGGGGCUGCUCGUGCUGCUGGCCCUGGCCCGGCCCGGGGGGGCCACCUGGGACACCUGCAGAGGCACCUGCGGGCUCCGGCCCGUGGCUUCUGACCACAGCUCGCUGGUCUCUGACUACGAAACUUCGGGGUCUUCUCGUGUCGCCUCGCUGGUCAAGGACAGUCCUGGUGUCCCCCCAGGGGCCUGGCCGGGCGUGGUUGGCAUCCAGAGCGCCCUGGAGAACGGCACGUGGCACAUGUGUGCGGGCGUGCUGAUCCAGCCCCGCUGGGUGCUCACGGUGGCGCGGUGCUUCUUCAGGUCGGGGGACGCCUCCAUUUACGAGGUGGUGAUCGGGGCCAUCGACCUGGGUGAGCCGGGCCCCAACGCCGUGCUCAGACACAUCCAGAGGAUCCUGCUGCACCCGGAAUACGUGGCGGCCACGGCCACGAGCAACAUCGCCCUGGUGGAGCUGGACACGCCCGUGGAGUGCAGCGACUACAUCCAGCUGGGCUGUGUGCCCGACGGCUCCCUGGCCGUGCCCGAGCUGAGAACCUGCUACAUAGCGGGGUGGAGAGCCACCCCUGCCAGCGCCCCCAGCCCACGGCUGGUGCUGCAGGAGGCCAAGGUGCGGCUGAUGGACGCCCAGCUGUGCAACAGCAGCCGCUGGUACGGGGGGGCCGUGCACCCCCAGGACCUGUGCGCGGGGUACCCGCGGGGCGGCAUCGACACCUGCCAGGGGGACAUCGGGGGACCCCUGGUGUGCAAGGACAACGAUGGUGACUACUUCUGGCUGGUGGGACUGGCCAGCUGGUGCCGAGGCUGCUCUGGAAAAAAGCGACCCGGGCUGUUCACAUCCACCCAGCACUUCCAUGGAUGGAUCCAAGCCCAGUUGGGAUCGACGCCAGCCCAGAAACCCACAGAGCCAGCGCUGAUCCCAAGCCUGACCCCACCCCUGAUCCCCACUGUGAUCACAGAGGCACCAGAAGUGGAAUUGGACACGUCCAUAACAGUUUCAUUCCCCAAGGACAUCCUGCUGAGGUUCUUCGGGACUCUGCAGGACUUCCUGGACUUCCUGAGGGACAAAAUAGAUGGAUGAGGAAGGGGAGCAGAUCCCGUUCUGGCUGCAGAGGAUUUCCAGCAGUCCCCGCUGGGGCUGUGGCUGUGGGGCCAAAGGCAGCCAGGGUGCCCAGGGCUGUGUGCCCUGCCCACACCCUGCCCUGAGCCCACCCUGAUGGUGAUUCCAGCUUAUUCUUGAAAUAGAUUUGUUCCUGUUCCCCGUUAUCCACGUUGUCCAGUUCAGUCUCCUGGGAAAAACAAGGAUGGGGAAAGCUGGGAUGAGUGGGACAAAUGGGUGGGGUUGGGGACAAAGGGGAACCAGGGAGGGGAGGGGAGGGGAGGGGAGGA
Molecule: messenger RNA, 1548 nt
Organism: Oenanthe melanoleuca
Lineage: Eukaryota; Metazoa; Chordata; Aves; Passeriformes; Muscicapidae
Product: acrosin-like
Biological process (GO): acrosome reaction; proteolysis
Molecular function (GO): serine-type endopeptidase activity
Source: RefSeq, a predicted model, not a curated record